AAAGGAGAGGGGCACUAGAACACGUUGUCGCCGAUUCGAUAUCAUCAUCGGCUCCUGCAAAGCCACCGGAUACUAAGAGAUGGAUGGAUCUCAUUGAUCCUUUCUUCUUGCCGGCCGCUAGUUUUCGAUCACUAAUCGUCUUGAAACCGUCGCGUCAACUUGUUCGGUCAAAUUUGUGGUUAACAUAAUUAGUGAUUUUAGAAUAACAUUUUCGCAAACCAAUUUUUGCCGAACGAUUUACAAGUGCGUUUUUAUUGAAUAUUUCAAAACGGUAUACACGUUUCCUAGGCAAUACUAUUCAUAUUUUAAGGUUUAUCAUAAACAAUAGCAACAUGAUAUUAAGACUGCCACUGUUAUUGUGUGCGUUGCUAGCAUUCAGCAUGGCCGAAGAAGUAGACGUGAUUGAAGCGGUUUCAGGCACUCAACAAGCAAUCGAUGACCUUUUAGAAACUGACCAAAAACAUCAAUCAGCGCCAGUAUCGGCUCAGAACCGAGAAGAUGCUGAAUCACAUAACUCAGAUCAGUUGGCUGAAGAAACGGGUGAAGUUGGUGAUCAAGACACUUCUGGAUCUAUUCCAAAACACAAUUUCCUCAAGCCCCAAUCCGCUCCUUCUCGCGGUCAUCCGUCUUUAAACCGUGGUCCAUCACCACCCCCACCAUCUGGUAAAUAUCACCAUAAUGUAGUAUACCAUGGACCACCACCUCCACCACCCCAAUCAGGUCAACAACAACCUGCACCUCAACAGUCCGAAGCGAUGGACAAGGUUUACUCGGCAGGUCCUGUAGGAAACGCUUUGGGUGAUCCAUGGCCAAAUAGUGCAUCCGCUGACAUGCCAAAAAUUGUAUCUUUAGAUGUCAAGUGCGAGAAAAAUUCAAUGAAAGUUUUCUUGGGCUUUGACAAACCAUUCUUUGGCAUAGUGUUCAGUAAAGGUCACUACAGUAACGGCAAUUGCGUACAUUUGCCAGCUGGUCUCGGCCGUACAUCAGUCAAUUUUGAAAUUGGAAUACAUGCAUGUGGUACCACUGGCAACACCGAAAACGGUUUAUACGGAUAUGGAGCUGAUUCUGGAUCGGGUACUUACUUUGAAAACAUCGUUGUUGUUCAAUACGAUCCUCAAGUACAAGAAGUAUGGGAUCAAGCAAGAAAACUACGGUGCACGUGGCAUGAUCAAUACGAAAAGUCUGUGACUUUCAGACCGUUCCCAGUUGACAUGUUGGAUGUAGUUCGCACAGAUUUUGCUGGCGAUAAUGUUGGCUGUUGGAUGCAAAUACAAGUCGGUAAAGGACCUUGGGCCUCUGAAGUUUCUGGACUAGUAAAAAUUGGUCAGACAAUGACGAUGGUGUUGGCAAUUAAGGACGAUGAUUCCAAAUUUGACAUGCUUGUGCGUAAUUGUAUGGCUCAUGAUGGCAAGAGAGCACCAAUUCAACUUGUUGAUCAAAAGGGUUGUGUGACUCGAGGUAAGCUAAUGUCUAGAUUCACAAAAAUCAAGAAUUUUGGCGCUAGUGCCUCUGUAUUGUCUUACGCACACUUCCAAGCCUUCAAAUUCCCCGACUCAAUGGAAGUGCACUUCCAAUGUACCAUACAAAUUUGCCGUUACCAAUGCCCAGACCAAUGUUCUGACUCUAACGCCAUAUUAAACGCUCAGCAUGGUAACUUGCUAGCCGCUCAUCAUCCAGCUAUAGCUGCAGGACCCGAAUACGGACCACCUUCACCACCUUCAGAUUUAUAUGCCCGUAUUGGUUCAGUAUCUCAUCCAAGAGACGAGCGACGCUUCAAGACAAGACACCGUAGGGCUGCUACCGAAGAAGAAGAGGUUGGAGUAAACCGUAUCAUUAAAGUAGUCUCUACCGGAGACUUGACUUUUGCUAUCGAUGAAUCUAACAAUUCGACCACAAUGGUUUUCCCUACGAGAACUGUUGACCCAUCUUCCAUGAUCUGUAUGACUACCGUAGGAUUUUCUGCCACGCUUAUGGCGUUACUUGGUAUCUUAUUAGUAUCUUGUCUCGUCUCCGCUUAUUUGUGUCUACGCAUCAAAUCAAUGCCACAGAGACAGAAGAACGCUCAAGUAGCCCGUACCAAUCCAACCCUUCAUCCUGCUCACAAGACCAAGACAAUGCACCACAGUAUGUUCACGUGAGAAGUGAUCUUAAGUAAUUGGUAAUGUCAUCAACGUCAUUAUGCACAUAGUAUACACACGUCCGUGUUAAACCAAAGUCCCCUACCCUCCUCCCCCGCCGCUAGUAGUAACGUGUCGAUAUUUGAUGACAUAUCGCUACGCUACAAAAUACUUAGGUAUUUAUUUAUUUUCGUUACAACCUAACGUAUACAAUAUUUUUAUUGUUAAACGUUUAGAAUUUCUUUUUUUUUUUUUAUCGG
Molecule: messenger RNA, 2377 nt
Organism: Daktulosphaira vitifoliae (grape phylloxera)
Lineage: Eukaryota; Metazoa; Arthropoda; Insecta; Hemiptera; Phylloxeridae
Gene: dy
Exons: 4
Coding region: 333-2138 (601 amino acids)
Source: RefSeq, a predicted model, not a curated record